Molecule: messenger RNA, 398 nt
Organism: Rhizophagus irregularis DAOM 181602=DAOM 197198
Lineage: Eukaryota; Fungi; Glomeromycota; Glomeromycetes; Glomerales; Glomeraceae
Source: RefSeq, a predicted model, not a curated record
UGUAAUGUCUUUGGUCGGUGAGGUAAAUCCGGCGGUGAUAAAAUAAAUUAACUUUAUUUAACUUUAUUUGAACUUAUUUUAACUUUAUUUAACUUUAUUCAAUUAGGUUAUUGUAAGUAGGCUUUUUUUUGAUAGAUGUGUCAUGAGUCAUGACAGAUUGAUGCCGGAUUGUUUUUUUUUUUCUGAGAAAAAAAAAAAAAUUUUUUUGGGUUUUUCUCUCUCUCUCACCUUUUCACCUUUUUUUUUCUUUUUGUUUCAUUUCUUGCAUUAUUUCUUGUAUUAUUUCUUUGCAUUAUUAUUUAUUGCAUUAUCAUUUUUUCUUGCAUUUUUUCUUUCUUUUUUGUUCAUUUAAUGAACAUGUUUGUAAAUUUUGUAUGAACUUGUUUGUUUGUUUUUUU